This is a messenger RNA of Quercus robur (English oak), 2648 nucleotides long. Its product is annotated as peroxisomal fatty acid beta-oxidation multifunctional protein AIM1. Gene Ontology annotation, molecular function: (3S)-3-hydroxyacyl-CoA dehydrogenase (NAD+) activity; NAD+ binding. Gene Ontology annotation, biological process: fatty acid beta-oxidation. Gene Ontology annotation, cellular component: peroxisome. Lineage: Eukaryota; Viridiplantae; Streptophyta; Magnoliopsida; Fagales; Fagaceae. The record is from RefSeq and is a predicted model, not a curated record. The transcript is spliced from 18 exons. The coding region runs from base 270 to 2444 and encodes 724 amino acids.
AAUCCAAUCCCAUCGGUACAAACACAACAACACCGUGGAAAACGCCACCCAAUGCCAAUAAUAGCGCGCCACUGAGUCAAAGUCAAUUAUUCAAAAACAUUUCAUUUCAUAUAACACACUCUGUCAGCACUAAUAAAAGCUGUUCCAAUCCAUACAUAAACAACAACAACGAUCAUCUUCCUAACAAACUCACAAUCAAUCAAUCUGAGCUUCUUCUUUUUCUUCAACAAAAAAGCAAAACCCUAGGUCUCUGUCUUUCUUUCGGAGCUAUGAUGGAAAGAGGGGUCACCUUGGAGGUCGGAAACGAUGGCGUUGCGAUCAUUACCUUUUAUAAUCCACCAGUGAACGCCUUAGCCAUUCCAAUUCUUGACGGUUUGCAGGAGAUAUUCGCCGAGGCCGUGAGGAGAGAUGAUGUGAAAGCUAUCGUUUUGACUGGCAAAGGAGGGAGGUUUUCUGCUGGGUUUGACAUUAAUGUUUUCGAGAAGGUUCACCAGACUGGCGAUGCUUCAGUUAUGCCUGAUGUAUCGAUUUCUCUUGUGGUCAACACAAUCGAAGAUUGCAAAAAGCCUAUAGUUGCUGCUGUAGAAGGACUUGCUCUUGGAGGUGGCUUAGAAGUGGCAAUGGGAUGCCAUGCACGAAUUGCAGCACCAGGAGCUCAACUUGGCUUGCCUGAGCUGACUCUUGGAGUAAUUCCAGGGCUUGGAGGCACACAACGUCUUCCAAGGCUUGUAGGACUGCCAAAGGCUAUUGAGAUAAUGCUGUUAUCCAAACCAAUCAUGUCAGAAGAAGGGAAGAAGCUAGGCCUUAUUGAUGCUCUUGUGGCCUCUGAAGAGUUGCUAAAAGUAUCUCGGCAAUGGGCUUUAGACAUAGCAAAUAUGCGCAAACCAUGGGUCCGUUCCCUUCACAGGACAGACAAGAUUGGUUCCCUUUCUGAAGCACGCAAUCUAAUAAAUAUUGCAAGGCAGCAAGCCAGAAAAACUGCCCCAAAUAUGCCUCAGCAUCAGGUCUGCCUUGAUACGAUCGAGGUGGGCAUUGUUCAAGGAGGAUAUAGUGGAGUUCUACAGGAGAAAAAAGUUUUUAACGAUGUAGUCUCAUCAGAUACUUCAAAAGGACUUGUUCAUGCCUUUUUUUCCCAACGUGCAACAUCCAAGGUGCCUAAUGUCACUGAUGUCGGGCUUAAACCAGGGCAUGUAAAGAAAGUUGCUGUUAUUGGGGGAGGUCUAAUGGGUUCUGGCAUAGCUACAGCUCUUACUUUGAGCAAUAUUUUUGUAGUUCUCAAGGAAGUCAACUCCGAAUAUCUUCUGAAGGGAUUAAAAUCAGUAGAAGCAAAUGUUCGAGGGUUAGUAACAAAAGGAAAGUUGACACAAGAUAAAGUGCAAAAAACCUUAUCAAUGCUUAAAGGUGUAUUGGACUACUCAGAAUUUAAAGAUGUGGAUAUGGUCAUAGAGGCUGUCAUUGAGAGUGUUCCUUUAAAACAAAAAAUAUUUAGUGAGAUUGAGAAAGCUUGCCCUGCCCAUUGCAUUUUAGCAACAAACACAUCUACUAUUGACCUCAACAUAGUUGGGGAAAAGACAAGCUCUCAAGAUCGCAUUGUGGGGGCACAUUUUUUCAGUCCUGCUCAUGUGAUGCCUCUUCUGGAGAUUGUAAGGACAGAGAAGACAUCUGCUCAAGUAAUCCUUGAUCUCAUGACAGUUGGGAAAAUCAUUAAGAAAGUUCCUGUUGUAGUGGGUAACUGCGCUGGCUUUGCAGUCAAUCGGACAUUUUUCCCAUAUUCGCAAGGUGCACAUCUUCUGGUAAACUUAGGUGUGGACGUGUUCAGAAUUGACAGGGCAAUCAGCAGUUUUGGCCUCCCCAUGGGUCCUUUCCAGCUUCAAGACGUAGCUGGAUAUGGAGUAGCCAUGGCAGCUGGGAAAGUACUUGCUGAUGCAUUCUCUGAUCACUCAUUUACGUCACCAUUGGUUGAACUUUUGCUGAAAAAUGGAAGAAAUGGUAAAAACAAUGGGAAAGGAUACUACAUUUUUGAAAGGGGGAGCAAGCCGAAACCUGACCCAUCCGUGCUACCAAUUAUUGAGGAGUCUAGACGGCUAACCAAUAUUAUGCCCGGUGGAAAGCCUAUAUCUGUUACUGACCAAGAAAUAGUGGAGAUGAUACUCUUUCCAGUGGUUAAUGAGGCAUGUCGUGUUUUAGAUGAAGGGGUAGUUGUUCGAGCAUCAGACCUUGACACUGCAUCUGUUCUUGGAAUGAGUUUUCCAUCUUUCCGUGGUGGUAUUGUUUUUUGGGCAGAUACAGUUGGGCCUAACCAAAUUUAUGCAAGUCUGAAGAAAUGGUCAAAACUGUAUGGAAAUUUUUUUGAACCAUCAAGGUUUUUGGAAGAGAGAGCAACAAGAGGCAUCCCAUUGAGUGCGCCUUCUUCACCAUCUCCAACAUCAAAGUCACGCUUGUGAGCUGUGGUUUUACAUCCACUCUGACCUGAAGCAAGCACAGAGUAUGAAGAAGAGAAAUAAAGGUGUCUUUUAUUUUUCGGGCUUGUAAUUUUUUUACAGAAGUUCAGAAGUAAUAAGACGUUGGUUUCCCAAUGUGUUUUUUGUUUUCCACAACAGCAAACACAUUGUCUUUCUUUAAUAAAAUUAUUAUUAUUGUUCCUGGAA